Messenger RNA from Polypterus senegalus (gray bichir), 3583 nucleotides. RefSeq names its product yippee-like 2a (gene ypel2a). Bases 289 to 768 code for a protein of 159 amino acids. NCBI's taxonomy places the organism in Eukaryota, Metazoa, Chordata, Cladistia, Polypteriformes, Polypteridae. The record is from RefSeq and is a predicted model, not a curated record. The transcript is spliced from 6 exons.
CUAUAGGCGGGUGUAAAAAAAAGCUGCCGUGAUAAUCGGAGACUGAAAAGCUACGCUUUGCGUCUGGUGCUAUCGCGGGGGCGACCCCGAGAGGGCACGAGAGACGACCCUCGAGGGGGUAUUGUUGGUGGAAUUCCGAGCAUAAUUAAAGCAAAGGACAGGGGUUUUACAGAGGCGGACCUGAGGAGUCAUCGGUGGCGAGUAUUCUCAGGGUUACAUGACGGAUGUGUGGUGGUGUUGCAUGCUGAUCAAAUGAGCUCCAGGUGACCAUUCAGUGUAUGCACUAUUAUGUUUAUGUGGGCUCCCUCUCUUCCGCCCAUCACGGCCCUAACCUGUGUACUGCGGUGCUUUCCUUGUGAGCCGUCGUGGGCCGGCAUCCCAUUUGUGCACCGCCCUCACUCUCCGCCCAUGGUGAGAAUGACACGCUCAAAGACAUUCCAGGCCUACCUUCCGAGCUGCCAUCGGACUUACAGCUGCAUCCACUGCAGAGCACACCUUGCCAACCACGAUGAGCUCAUAUCUAAGUCCUUCCAAGGGAGCCAGGGCCGAGCAUACCUGUUUAAUUCUGUAGUCAAUGUUGGAUGUGGCCCAGCAGAAGAGAGAGUCCUACUUACGGGCCUGCAUGCUGUUGCAGAUAUUUAUUGUGAGAACUGCAAAACCACUCUGGGCUGGAAAUAUGAGCAUGCGUUUGAGACCAGCCAGAAGUACAAGGAAGGCAAAUUUAUUAUUGAAUUGGCACACAUGAUCAAGGACAAUGGCUGGGAGUGAAAAAGCAGCAUGGGGUGCUGUGCAGAUCCACUAGGCUGCUUGGUGGAAAAGGACCCCAACUAAGCUGCGGACGGCCUGCUUCUUCCUCUCUCUGUCCAUCUUGCUUUGCUCCAGAAAUGCCAAAGGAAGCCCCCUCUGUGUAUUCAUGCGUUUCCGUCUCUGCUUUUGUGGGGCGGGUCCUCAGUACUGGUGGGGUGUAUGAACAGAGAUAGGGGGUCACUCUUCACCCCAGAGGGAUGAGGUUCAUGAAGAUGGCCCCUUGGAGUGGGCUGUGGGUGCUACUGCUGUCUGGUCUGCAGCACCUUGCACACUGAGAGUAGUAUUGGGUGUUUUUAUCACCCUCUCCUACACAAGCCAACAAAUCAGUGUGUUAUAUUUUCUAAUCGGGGAAAAUGCCCCACUUAGGGAAGGGUGUGAAGCUGCAGUGUGUGUCCCUAUUGUAUUGUCAGUAGGACCGAGUGUGAAGAAGAAGAAGAAGGGAUUGAGGAUUGGUAUAGUAAUACCAAGCACCUAUGUGAGACCCUGGGUAUCAAAGUCAGUGUCAAGGUAAAUAUUAUCCUCCUCAUGAGGGAAACUUAGUUAGUCACGUGUGUUACAAAUAAGUAAAGAAAAGAAUUAGCAUGUGGGUGGGUCUGAGUCCAUAUUCUCAUAAACCUCUCCAUCGUUGCUGAUUUAGUGGUGAAGAGACAGGAGUGAAGGCCAAAGCUGAGGCUCCACCACAGUAGAGGCGCUCCUUUUCCCACAUGACCAUUGACGGGGAAAGAAGGGUCUUUGGGACCUCAAUUUUGGGUGUCUGAUUUCUGCCAGAACCCAGUAAGAUGAUUGCACCACAACCAGUCGUGAUGACUGUUGCCUCCCAGAAGCACGAAAGACCACCCCUGCCUGUAUAAACAGUGAGUGUGGACAUGUGUAACUGCUUAUCUUGUACUGUUCCAAGCCUUCACUCCAGCACUUAGUUUUGCUACUUUUUUAAAAUAGUUCAAAUGUUUGCUCUUUUGUAUAAAUACUGUUGGGCACCAGUUCUGUCACUGGACAUAUGUACUUUAAUUCUCAUAAAAUCGCCUCCAUGAAGUUUGCUGUUGUCCUGUUUUAGUGUCUUUAUCAGAUGGAGAGGGGGACUGGUGUGCCUGGCAGGUUUGUUCCUCUUGAGCCAGGAGGCAACACGAUCUUUAGGAGCAACAGGUUCCAUUAAUGAGGGUUUUAGACCAGUGGUCCUCAAGCAAGUCUGGGGGCCCACAGUGGCUUCAGGUUUUUGUCACCACCACCAGCUUGUGCUUUUAAUCUGAUUCAUUUCUUAAUCACGCAAACUGAAAUUUCCCAGUUUUUGCAUUUUCAUGUAAAUCCAGAAAUUGAAAUACUGAGUUUGCUCAUUUUUUAUGGAAAUGUAGCAAGUAUAUAUAUAUAUAUAUAUAGUGGCAGACAGGCGGGGGCCUUGCCUGGUCGGGACGCCCUUCUGAGGAGAGGAGCAGGUGAGGGGAGAUGUCAACAGCAUUAUCUCCCCCACAGCAGGAGAGGGCAGCCCCCCUGGUUUGCCACGGGCUUGUAGGGAGACCGCUCUCGCGGAAGGGGCUGCUUCGCCUUAUGAGCUUCAGCUGAGGCCAUCCCGACUGGGCAAGGCCCCCGACAGUCUGCCACACUGCCCCUCCCACAGCUGAAGCUCAUAGGGCGAUACAAUACAAUGAAACAAAGUCUGAAUUAGCAUAAGCCCCUUUAGUUCAGGGUGUCCAUAAUAAAAGUAGAAGAAGCACAUAAUAAACACAUUUAAAAUGUGUGUGUCAAUUUAAAUAUUUAAAGUCUAAAUAUUCUCAAUUGCAAUAGAAAUAUGUCAUUUUCCACCUUUUGAUAGAGGGCCGUAGAGAGCUAGAUCCUUAGUAAAGAAUCAAAACUCAGAACAUAACAUCCUAUUCAUAUUUACUGACCUUGAAAUAGUCUAAAAUGGUACCCCCUAUACUUAUGUUUAAAAUUUGUCAUAUUUAACCUUCUGGGAGUGACUUUCUGAGGGCUCGAAUAUAAAAAAUAUUCUCAUAUUCUUGAUCAGCAAUUUUUCAAAAGCAUAAAUUGCCACUCCACACAUCUAUAUAACCAAUACCCCCUUUUUUUGUUUUGUAAGUUUUGCGAAAAGAAGUAUCUUUGACCCCUCGUACCCAAUUAUGGGGUGAAGCCCUGGAGUUGGCUGAUGUGGCAUGCACAACUUCAAGUCCUUCUGAUCAUUUUUGCUGAAGACAUCUAUUGGUUUACUCUUUCUUUAUCAUAGCGGUGCAUUGUCCUGCACGAAAUUAGGCGUACAAACGGACUAAAAAUAAGUGUUUUUCGGAUCUAAAGGGCCAAAAAUAGGGGGGUAAACUCCAAAAAGUUUCAAACACGUACAGCGCAGCACUUUGCCAUUAGUCUAGUCGAAGCGAAGAUCAACUGAAUAUGACGCUUUGCUCCAUUCUGGGAUUGCACCAUUGCUGAACAACAUCCCUGCUGAGACUUCUUUGGAUGGAGGGAGUGAAACCUGCUGAAACCAUAAGCCAUUGUAAAUGCGUUGUAUUGGGUCAGCUUCCGUCCGUUGCUGUUACCACGUAAUUUUCAAUUUGACUUUUUGCUUUACCCUCCUAACUACCAAGGUAAGUUUGUUAAACUUCUUAUGCCAGCAUGGGGAGUUUCAGCUAACCUGCCUUUUCUUUGUAUUUAAUGUUAGCUUGAGAACCGCAAUCCUCACCAAUAAAACUGGAUGGGAAGUUGAGAUGAAAUGUUAGUUGACUCUGUUACAACAGAUGCCAGUAUAUUGUAAGGUAGAAUAAAUAAGGCAAAUGAACUGUAAUCUUAUAAA